This is a messenger RNA of Achroia grisella, 4063 nucleotides long. RefSeq names its product lateral signaling target protein 2 homolog. The coding region runs from base 159 to 3629 and encodes 1156 amino acids. Gene Ontology annotation, molecular function: metal ion binding. The record is from RefSeq and is a predicted model, not a curated record. The transcript is spliced from 14 exons. Gene Ontology annotation, cellular component: early endosome membrane. NCBI's taxonomy places the organism in Eukaryota, Metazoa, Arthropoda, Insecta, Lepidoptera, Pyralidae.
UUCACCGUGAAUGCGAAUCGUGGAAUGCAAACAUGUCCGCCGUGUGUGUUAUUUGACGUAAAUAUUGGCGAAAAUAUUGUUCUGUUCCAGUCUAAAUAGUGAUUUUUUGGUGCUAUUGCAGUUUUAUCAUGUUUGUGGUCGUGCUAUAAUUGUUUCACAUGCGGCUGUUAUACAAAAGUGGUCCGAUGGAGUCUCUCAGAAAAUGGUUUUAUAAACCAAAGAGGGACGACCGGUCGUUGCUAGCGCAGUUUUUCUUCGCGGAUGAUGCGCUCAACAUGGUGGCCACGGAGCUGGAUUCCUUCGACGGCCGGAAGGAUCCAGAGAGGUGCUCCACUCUCGUCAAUCAACUCCGGCAUGCACAGGACCGUGUCUUAAACAUCACAAGUCAGAUAAUGGACCAACUGUUGGGAGACGAGAGGGUGGCGAGAGGGUUCCGCGUCAAGUUCCCUGAAGACGUCCUGCAAGAUAACCUAGCGGGGCAGUUGUGGUUUGGUGCCGAGUGUCUCGCGGCUGGUUCCUCCAUAAUGAACAGAGAAGAGGAAUCUGCAGCGAUGCGACCUCUAGCCAGAGCGUUAACGCGGAGUCUCGAAACUGUAAGGUCACUCCUCCGUGAGCAGUGUCUGAGGCCCAGGGAGUUGGCUCUGUCCCAACAUGAUGACAUGCUGCAAGAGAGCCUCAGGAUAUUUGACAGAUUGUUCGCCGAGUUUGAACUGUGCUAUGUGAGUGCGAUGGUGAACGUGAAGACCCCACACGAGUUCGAAGCUCAGCAACUCAUCUGCGUUCUGUUCUCUGAAAGUCUCAGGCGGGCGCUCAAGCAGAAUCUUCUCACACAGGAGCAGGUGGACUCGUACGAUCCAGCAUUGAUGUUCGCUGUCCCCAGGCUGGCUAUAGUCAGCGGUCUCCUUAUCUACUCAACGGGCCCAUUGAGCAUAGACAAUCCACCAGAUGAAAUGUCAGAUAUGUUCCGCCCCUUCCGCACUCUGCUUCACAAGAUCCGCUCGCUACUUUGGACUCUAGACCGCCGCGAGUUGGUAACCCUUGAACGGCUACUCUGCACCAAUGAAGAUCUCUCCAGCCUCGCCUCACUUGAUCUCCCUCCAGAGUCUCUGUCGAAGAAUGAAGAUUCGUACCCAUAUCCAGACAUCGGCGAGUUCGUAUCGCAGUUUUAUGCGGACCACGCGUACUGUCGGGACCUUUACACACAGAGCUCCACCGAACCCACGAUAACAGAAGAUGACUACUUGCCAGAUAAUGUUGAAGUGAUGACACCUAUCAUCGACGGGUUACGACGACUCAACAACGACUCAGACACUGAAACCGAAUCGAACCGGAACACGAUUGACACUACCAGUACUGACACAUUCCAAACAAACGACAAUGUCAAUGACAGUAAAAGAAAACCCAGCAAAGCAGAGAGCAGUGACAUUUCCACCGACAAUCACGUAGAAGCGAGAAGAAAGUCGACCCGCGAGAGCAGUGACCUCUCCUCGCUACGUAACUUAUCAACCAAUGGUCUGAUGAUGUUUGAUCCUUUGGUCAUCAAUGCAGCUGCCUCGACGUCAACAGAGAAUCGCCCUCUACCAGACAAUGAUCUGGUGACGUCACUCAACGAGCAAGUAACGGAAAUUGCCGAUCGUCUAUCUUCAAUCGCAACUAGCGACGUAGAAAUGGACCACAAUCAGAAAUCGUACUCUACAAACGAUGUGCCCACACUAGUAACGAAUGACGGGGAAACGUUCGGUUUCAAUGGACCCAGGAAUGAGCAGCUUACCGGCAUGCCAUCCACUAGUCAUGGUUACUUAAUACCGAACGCGAUCAGUCAAGAGCCUGUCGUCAUGUCAUUGUCGCAUAACAAUUCAGCUAUUUUUAACCAAGACGCUGAUAACUUAGAUAUUAAUAAUACUAUAAUGAACUCUGAUCUCCCUCUUAUAAUUCCUGACAAUAUAGAUACACAAAUAUUAAAUACUAACAUAUCUAUAGCAAACGCAAAUUUAAGUUCUUUAUUGCUAACUAACGAAGAGUUGAGGCAGAACUAUAUAGAAGAGAACGCGGAGGACAAUACGAGUUUUCAUUCUGCCAAAAUGGUACUUGAUAGAGAUGAAAAUGAGAAAGUUAAGUUUAUGUUAGGUUAUGAAAGUGACCACGAAUCACCAGUUGAUUCUGGAGUCAGUACAGAAAACACUAGUUUAGAUAGGUCUCCUGAUACAGAACAAAGUAAAGACAUCAAAGAUAAUCAUUUCAUGCAACAGAACAGGGUAUUAGAAAGUCCUGAGGAGAAAGACACCAAAAACACUCUAGAAAGUUCCUUUUCAGAAGUUAAUAAUGAGGUUGUAAAUAUAAAUUAUGUUGAGCCGGAUACGACCAAGAAUGAAGCUGGGUCUUCUAGCAUAGAUGUGUUAAAUAGAAUAAGCUCAGAUGAGGAAGGGUCAAACGAGGCGACCAAUGUUAAAACCCGACCUCGCAUUUUAACUACUGCCGACAUAGAAUACAUGACUAUAGAUGAAGUAUUGGCAGAAUUAAAUAGGCAUAAAGUAAUAGAUAAGAGUAUACGUGCGCUAUAUGAAGACAAUAAUGUUAGUUCUAGUACAGAUGUUGUGCCGAAUUCAUCACACAGCAAUUCUAGGCAGAAGAGUCGGCAAGCAGGCAGUAAGAGUAAGAAAAAGAAGAAUAAGACGUGGUCACCAGGAAUGGUCUUAUUGGAUAGGUCUAACCAUGACCAGAAUUCUUUGAGGUUCGAUUUGGAUUUCUUUGAUGAAGAAAGCACGUCGUAUUGCACUUGUGAUUGCACUGAUGACGAACAAAUCGCAGUGGCUCUACAAGCGCAGGAGUUGGCGGCUAGACAGCAGGCUCGGCGAAAGUUCAAAUCGAGCGAGGAUUUAAUCCACCGUUUGUUUGUAUGCAUCGCGGGCGUUGCCGACCAGCUGCAGACAAAUUUUGCGGCGGAUCUGCGGAAUAUUCUCAAGUCCGUCUUCGUUAUGAACCAAACGCCGGAUGAUCCCGAAAUACCGGAGCCACCGGCCGAAGAGAAGUCUGAUAAGUCACCCACCAUAGAGUAUGAGGUGACCGAGGAUCAAGUCAUACAAAAUGGUAGCUCAUUUGAUAGUGUAUAUUCAGCAGAAGAGGUGUACGCGGACAGUACGUCAGAUUCGACGCCGUCGGAAUCGAACUCGCGGCUGGUGCGACGGAAUACCGUCAACGCGACCACCCUCGCUGCUGAGCAGGCGGCCGACAGUAGGAGGAAGGCAGUAGAUAAUACUAGUAAUCUGCAAGCUUCAGUGUCCAUUGGUGAUCUCAGUUAUAGGGAGGAGCGUCGGACAGCGCAAAGUACAGUCGGCAGCAAUACGGGCGUUAGUACGGGCUCGAGUACAGAUACGGGCGCGGGUGUGGAGAGGCUACCUGAAUGGGUGCCUGAUAUUGCUGCGGCCGCCUGUAUGCGCUGUCAAGCUCACUUCACUGCAUUCCGCCGUCGACACCACUGCCGGAACUGUGGCAAAGUAUUCUGUGCAUCGUGCAGUUCAAACUCCAUUCCACUGCCUCGGUAUGGCCAGAUGAAACCGGUUAGAGUGUGCGAAGAAUGCUAUCAGUCGACAACUAACAACCGUCCGCAAGCGUCGUCACAAAAUCGGUGAAACAGCAGUUCGGGCUCUAUUUAGAGCCUACCGGUAACUUAGGCUCUUAUCUGGUAACUAGCCCAUGUCUGAUAAAUGGUAUUUUAGGCCAAUAUCAGGGGUUUAAUUAUGUAAGCAGUCGCUGAGAAUUCUUAUAUGCAAGAGAUUGAAAUCUACAACUUUGUGAAUAGGUACAGAAGAACCAUUUUGGCUUGUGACUAUAUUUUUUUAUUAAAGGGUUAAGGCUAUUACUCGGUGCUAAAGAUUACUGUAACACUGUGACCUGCAUGUAUUGUGCUCGCCUUUUUUUUAGAGUUCGCUGCUUAGGCCCGUCAGGGAUAAUAAUUAUAUAAGUAACUUUCCAAAGGAGAUUGAAACUAAAACUAUCCAAUAUAUAUAUAUAUAAAACACUAAUCCAUAGAUUUCAACCUCUUGCAAUUGAGAAAUGUUAACAA